CACACACACACACAACCAGUACCAGAUCCACAAGCCAGCAGAAAGGAAGAAGAUGAUGAGCACCAAGGCCCUCACCCUCGGCGCGGUCGUCGUCCUCGCCAUCGCCAUGGCGGGCGCGCACGCCGAGCAGUGCGGCCACGCGGCCGACGGCAUGGAGUGCCCAAACAACCUCUGCUGCAGCGCGUGGGGGUACUGCGGCAUGGACGCCAACUACUGCGGCGACGGCUGCCAGAGCGGCGCAUGCUACGAGCCCAAACGCUGCGGCGCCCAGGCCGAGGGGAACGCGGUGACGUGCCCCAACAACCACUGCUGCAGCGGCAACGGGUACUGCGGCUACGGCCAGGAGUACUGCGGCGACGGCUGCCAGAACGGGCCAUGCCGCGCCAACAUCAAGUGCAGCGCCGACAAGCCGUGCCUGAGCAACUUCUGCUGCAGCAAGUACGGAUACUGCGGGCUCGGCGUCGAGUUCUGCGGCCAGGGCUGCCAGAGCGGCGCCUGCCAUGACGCCGUUGGCGCCGCCGCCCUGCCGCUCAGCUCCAUAGUGCAGGGGUGAUCUUGAACUGCGCAUGGCUACAAGUAUUGCGACGGGAUCAGGUGAGGAGAUGAGUUGUGGCAAUGUCGAUCGUUGCCACGUCUUCUUCACCGGCUAGUUUGCGUUUUCCUCGUCUUUACAAUCGUUCCCAUCAUGCAUGCACGCAUGCAUGAUUAGCGUUCGGGAACCACAAAUAAUGCGUGUGGCGCCAUGCGCCGUCUUUGUAACCUUUGUAAUCCAAUAAAUCUGAAUCUCGUUGCAAUUAA
This is a messenger RNA of Triticum urartu, 798 nucleotides long. RefSeq lists its product as uncharacterized. The record is from RefSeq and is a predicted model, not a curated record. NCBI's taxonomy places the organism in Eukaryota, Viridiplantae, Streptophyta, Magnoliopsida, Poales, Poaceae. Gene Ontology annotation, molecular function: chitin binding.